Messenger RNA from Labrus mixtus (cuckoo wrasse), 1207 nucleotides. RefSeq names its product thioredoxin domain containing 15 (gene txndc15). Lineage: Eukaryota; Metazoa; Chordata; Actinopteri; Labriformes; Labridae. The coding region runs from base 86 to 1141 and encodes 351 amino acids. The record is from RefSeq and is a predicted model, not a curated record. The transcript has 6 exons. Gene Ontology annotation, cellular component: cilium. Gene Ontology annotation, biological process: cilium assembly.
CUUCCUGUGAGCCGUUAAAGAUCCCCCCACAUCUCAAUAUGUAGUGAAACUCUUCUAUUUCUGUAUCUAGCUAUCCUUUAAAAAUAUGACGGAGUUUUUAAUCAAGCUCUACAUCCCAUAUGCUUUAUUAUUUGUAUCGUAUCAUUCUGAGCUUUCGAGGUUUUCGUCUGCGACCGCACAAGAUUACGAUGAGUCACUGGAGCUCACGCUGUCAGACGAUGCAGUGUCUGACUUGGAGAACAGCCCGAAGUUUGUGGAGUCAGAAGACCUCAGCUCUCUGCCAAAGAGGCAGUUUAAGACCGCCGAGAUUGCAGAUGCUGUGAUGGGGACGGAAGCCCCCAUUGAUCGAUCGAACAUUGAGUCCCUCUUCCCUAAAAAUGUGAAAGACUUCCAGACAGGCUUCUCUCCACCUUGUGAUGAGUACAGUGCGCAGUGUGGGUCACCUGCUCUGGCUGCUAAAGAAGCAUCAAUGGAGGAGACGAGCACAGAAUCCACACAACAGGUCACUCUUGACAUAGUGCAUGCCGAAAUGUCAUCAACUGAGGAGCAGAACACGACAGAGACCACAAAGACAUACAAGGUGAACUGUGAUAAGAGGAACAUCACAGGAAUGGAGACGUUCAGUGUGCAGGUCCUCAACGUCUCACAGGACCUGAUGGAGUUCCUGAAUGCUAACAGCACAGAGUGCUCUGUGGUGCUGUUUUUCACAGCCUGGUGUCAGUUCUCAGCUAACCUGGCACCUCACUUCAACGCCCUGCCUCGAGUCUUUCCCAUCAUGCACUUCUUGGCACUGGAUGCCUCACAGCACAGCAGCCUCUCCACGCGCUUUGGGACUGUGGCAGUGCCAAACAUCCUGCUGUUCCAGGGGGCCAAACCCAUGGCUCGCUUUAACCACACCGACAGAACGCUGGAGACGCUCACCUCCUUCAUCGCGAACCAAACAGGGUUUGAAGCUGGCCCAGACGGAAACGUGAUGGAUGCAGACCGUCUCGGCCCCCUCCCCAGUGAACCACUGAAAAGCAUCGACUGGCUGCUGGUCUUCUCUGUCCUCUUCAUCGUAGGCUUUUCUCUGUACGCCAUCCUGCGGACAGACAGCAUCCGCUGGCUUAUACCAGGACAGGAACAUGAGCAUCAGGACUGAAAACGGACUGCAAGUCAUUGGCUCUUCAGAUUGAGUUUGUCUUUAAAAUAAACAGUGGCUACUUUG